CAUUUGUGCCGGACGAAGAGGAUGAUGGAAUUCCAGCUGUUUUAAAAUCUGCUGCGGGUGAUCAGCUGGUCGUUAAGGAGGUGGCCACGGAAGGUGUUGUCCCAUGGAGAGUCUACCAUGAAUACUGCAAGGCAGCUGGAGGCUACUUCAUCUGCUUCCUCACCCUCCUGAACAUUGUCCUGUUGAUCGGAAGCACAGCCUUCAGCAACUGGUGGCUCAGUUUCUGGCUAGGGCAGGGAGACGGGUCAUCCAAUAGGACAUCUUCAAACCAGGGUGACAUCUCCAAAAACCCAGAUUUGCAAUACUAUCAAACUAUUUAUGGAAUUAUGGUGGCCGUCAUGAUUUUACUUGCCAUGAUCAAAUGCUUCUUCUGGACUUGGGUCACAUUGGCGGCUGCCUCCAAACUCCACAACAGCAUGUUCAAGAAGAUUUUCUCCAGUCCCAUGAGUUUCUUUGACACAACGCCAGCAGGCCGCAUACUCAACCGCUUCUCCAAGGAUCAAGAGGAGGUGGACUGUGUGCUUCCCUUAAACAUGGACCCUUUCCUUCAGUUCAGUCUAAUGGUCACCUUCACCAUCAUCACCAUCUCAGCCGUCUUCCCCCUCAUGCUGGUAGCUGUGCUUGUCAUGGCAACCUUGUUCACCCUUAUUCUCUUUAUGUUCCAGAGGAGCGUCCGACAGAUGAAGAGGAUGGAGAACAUCAGUCGCUCUCCCUGCAUCUCUCUCACCACCUCCACCCUGCAGGGCCUCAGCACCAUCCAUGCUUACAACAUAAGAGAAAACCACAUACAGCUGUUCAAGACACUGAAUGACAUCAACUCCAACCACUACUUACUGUUCAACUGUGGAACACGUUGGCUCUCCUUCUGGCUGGACUUCAUGGCUUGCACCAUUACCUUGUUGGUGUCUCUGUUUGUGGUGCUCAGCAGUAAUGAAGACAUCUCUCCAUCUUUGAAAGGCUUGGCCUUGUCCUACACUAUACAGCUGACCGGCGUGCUUCAGUACGUAGUAAGACAGUCGACAGAGGUGGAGGCAAGAUUCAACUCAGUGGAGCGCUUGCAGGAAUACAUCACGGGUUGCAAGUCUGAAGCACCAAGACACAUAAAGGAGGCCCAGGCUGCACAGGACUGGCCAGAGAAUGGAACCAUCACCUUCCAGAACUAUAAGAUGAAGUACAGAGAGAAUACACCCAUCGUCCUGAACGGGCUCGAUUUCACCAUUCGAGGCGGAGAGAAGCUGGGCAUUGUGGGAAGGACAGGCUCUGGGAAGUCCUCUUUAGGCGUGGCUCUGUUCCGGCUGGUGGAGCCAGCAGAAGGAACCAUCCUGAUAGACGGCGUGGACAUUUCCUCCAUCGGUCUGCAUGAUCUGCGCAGCAAGUUGUCCAUCAUCCCCCAGGACCCUGUGCUGUUUAUUGGCACUGUCAGGUAUAACCUCGACCCUUUCAAUAACUACAAUGAAGAGGAGAUCUGGGCAGCGCUGGAGAAGACCUACAUGAAGGAGUCGAUAUCCAGACUGGAGGGGAAACUACAGGCAACAGUAAUAGACAACGGAGAGAACUUCUCUGUAGGAGAAAGACAACUGAUUUGUAUGGCUAGAGCACUACUCCGCAACUCCAAG
Notothenia coriiceps (black rockcod) is the source of this 1616-nucleotide messenger RNA. RefSeq names its product multidrug resistance-associated protein 9-like. Gene Ontology annotation, biological process: transmembrane transport. Gene Ontology annotation, cellular component: membrane. The transcript is spliced from 12 exons. Gene Ontology annotation, molecular function: ATP hydrolysis activity; ABC-type transporter activity; ATP binding. Lineage: Eukaryota; Metazoa; Chordata; Actinopteri; Perciformes; Nototheniidae. The annotation marks the transcript as partial. The record is from RefSeq and is a predicted model, not a curated record.